This is a messenger RNA of Hirsutella rhossiliensis, 1830 nucleotides long. Its product is annotated as kinesin motor domain-containing protein. Gene Ontology annotation, molecular function: ATP binding; microtubule motor activity; microtubule binding. Gene Ontology annotation, biological process: microtubule-based movement; mitotic spindle organization. The transcript is spliced from 2 exons. Lineage: Eukaryota; Fungi; Ascomycota; Sordariomycetes; Hypocreales; Ophiocordycipitaceae. Bases 1 to 1830 code for a protein of 609 amino acids. The record is from RefSeq and is a predicted model, not a curated record.
AUGGCUCUCGAUGCCCGCUCCACGGGGGGGCCCUCCAGCAACCUCUUGUCCGUCCCGCCUGCCGUCCGCUCCUCGGCUUCGACGCCUUCGCUUCGCUCGCGAGAUGGCACCCUGCCCGCAAAGAUGGAUCGAGGAGGAAACGUCAGAGUCGUCGUCCGCGUGCGGGCCUUUUUGCAAAGAGAACUUCAACGCAAGGCACGAUGCCUCAUCGACAUGGACCCCAUCACCCAAGUCACGACGCUGCUGGCGCCCGACGACCAAGACCUCGCCGAUGGCAGCAGCAGCAGCAGCAACAUGAAGCAGCUCCUCAGGUCGCGCAAGGUCUACGAGGACAAAAAGUUCACUUUCGACAGCUCCUUUUGGAGCCACGACGUGGGCGACAAGCACUACGCCCACCAGGAAGACGUUUACAACAGCCUCGGUGAGGAGUUUCUCGACCACAACUUCGAGGGCUACCACACGUGCAUCUUUGCCUACGGCCAGACGGGCUCCGGCAAGAGCUACACCAUGAUGGGCACGCCCGACCAGCCCGGCCUGAUCCCGCGCACGUGCGAGGACCUGUUUGAGCGCAUCGCGGCGGCGCAGCAGGAGGACUCCAACGUCGCCUACAACGUGCGCGUGUCGUACUUUGAGGUCUACAACGAGCACGUGCGCGACCUGCUGGUGCCCGCGGUGCCGGGUGCCGCGCCGCACUAUCUCAAGAUCCGCGAGUCGCCGACCGAGGGGCCCUACGUCAAGGACCUGACGGACGUACCGGUGCGCAGCAUCGACGAGAUCAUGCGCUACAUGAAGAGGGGGGACGCGUCGCGCACAACGGCCAGCACCAAAAUGAACGACACGAGCAGCCGCAGCCACGCCGUCUUCACCAUUAUGCUGCGGCAGAUGCACCACGACAUGGAGACGGACGAGACGACGGAGCGCAGCUCGCGCAUCCGGCUGGUGGACCUGGCGGGCAGCGAGCGGGCCAAGUCGACCGAGGCGACGGGGGCGCGGCUGCGCGAGGGCAGCAACAUCAACAAGUCGCUGACGACGCUGGGGCGCGUGAUUGCGGCGCUGGCAGACCAGCCCAAGAGCGGCGGCAAGCAGCGCAAGGAGGCAGUGGUGCCGUACCGCGACUCGAUCCUGACGUGGCUGCUCAAGGACUCGCUGGGGGGCAACAGCAAGACGGCCAUGAUUGCAUGCAUUGCGCCGGCCGACUACGACGAGACGUUGUCGACGCUGCGGUACGCGGACCAGGCCAAGCGGAUCCGCACGCGGGCCGUGGUCAACCAGGACCAGAUGUCGACGGCGGAGCGGGACGCGCAGAUUGCGGCCAUGGCCGAGGAGAUUCGGGCGCUGCAGCUGUCCGUGUCGGACUCGAGGCAGCGCGAGAAGAACGCAAAGGAGGCCGAGGAGCGGCUCGAGGCGUACCAGGAGCGGGUGGCGCAGAUGCAGCGCAUGAUGGAGGAGCGCAGCAUGGUGGCCGAGAGCAAGAUGAAGAAGCUGCAGACGGAGAACGAGGCGCUCAAGCUGCACCUCAAGCUGGCCAUUGACAGCCUCAAGAACCCGAUCCCGACUGUGGCCAGCACCAUCGAGGGCGCACGGGGUGGGCCGGGCGAGGGGGACAAGGCGGCGGCGGCGGGAUACGAGUCGGGCGGCGACGACGAGGGCGACGAUGAGCAAGGCUAUGACUCGGACAGCACGGCGCUGGGCGAGGAUGAUUUGCAGGAGGAGAUGCAGCGGUACCUGCAGGACAUGGGCAACCUGAGGAAGCUCAUUGGCGGGGACCUGUCGCGCUUCCGGGACGCCGACAGCGUGCGGAUGCCGCUGGGGACGAGGGAGAAUGUGUGA